AUGGGAUGUACGAUUAUACCGUUGGUGGUUGGAAUAUUGAUGAUGUACAAUGUGUAUGUGAUGUAUGAAUUGAAGGGAGAUAGCGAUGAGAAUAAGAAGAGUGAUGAAGAGAAAGGAAUGCUGAAUAGUAUAGAGAAGCAGAUGAUUGCAAGGAUGUUGAGUGUGGGAAUGUGCGUAUUAACGAUGGUGGUUGAGACAGUGAUGAUAGGGGUUGGGAUGAGGAAUGGAGAAGAAGUAAGCGGAUAUGUUAUAAAUAAGAUGAUGGCUACGGCAGUAACGGUGAUGGUGAUGCUGAGUAUGAUGAGAUAUAUAAUGAGCAGGAAACAAGAGAAGUGGUAUCAUGCAAUAAUGAUAGGAGGAAGUGUGGUGAUAGGAUCGAUUAGAGCACUGAUGAUGGUGAAUAAGAAUAUAAGUGAGCAUGUGUAUGUGCUAAAUAUAGUGAUGAUAGGAGGAAGUGUGAUGAUGGUGAUAGCGAGUGUAGUUGUAUGCAUCAAGAGAAAGGGAGCAGAUAAGAUGGAUGCUAAUAAUGAGAUAUUGGGCAGGUCUGUGAAUGGUACAGUGAUGAGGAUGAUUGGAGCAGCAGCAGCAUUUGGAGUAGCACUGAUAGGAUGGAUGAUGCAAAGCAUGAAUUUUGAUGGGAUUAUUGAUGGAGAUAUGACCGAUGUAAUGCUACAGUGA
Ordospora pajunii is the source of this 678-nucleotide messenger RNA. RefSeq lists its product as uncharacterized. Bases 1 to 678 code for a protein of 225 amino acids. The transcript has a single exon. NCBI's taxonomy places the organism in Eukaryota, Fungi, Microsporidia, Ordosporidae. The record is from RefSeq and is a predicted model, not a curated record.